Rhincodon typus (whale shark) is the source of this 1422-nucleotide messenger RNA. RefSeq names its product centrosomal protein of 152 kDa-like. Bases 1 to 1422 code for a protein of 473 amino acids. Gene Ontology annotation, biological process: centriole replication. The record is from RefSeq and is a predicted model, not a curated record. Gene Ontology annotation, cellular component: centrosome. NCBI's taxonomy places the organism in Eukaryota, Metazoa, Chordata, Chondrichthyes, Orectolobiformes, Rhincodontidae. The transcript has 6 exons.
AUGGAUGAAUGGAUACUGCACAACAAUUGCCAGACAGGGAUGUUCCCUCCUAGCGGGGGAGCGCUUCAGCAGUCAAGGACGUUCGGCCUCGAUCUUUGGAUGAAAAAGGCAUUUGCUGAAGAAAUGAGGGAACGUUUGAGUGAGCUUCAGGCUGAGCUGGAAGAAAAGCACAAAACUCUAACGGUGGCUGCAAAAAACCAAUGGAUGAUGGAAAAAGAAACUGAAAUUGGGCAACAAGUCGAGAAGCGUGUUGCAUUGGCCAAAAUACAGUGGCAAGAGGAACAACAAAAACUCAAAGACCAAGAAAUGCAUGACAUUGAAACAGAAUGGCAGCUUUGUCUCCAUGAGACUGCGGAAGCAAUCAAACAAAAGACUUCACCUAAGGUGGACGAAAUUUGUCAAACUGAAGAGUCCACUGGUACCAAAGUUUAUACUUGCCAAGAAUUAGAAUCUCAGCUCGCAGGUUUAAAAAUAACGUUGGAGCAUCAAGCUAAGGAGGAAAAAGUAAUGGCAGUUGGGGAGGCUUUAAAACAACUUGAACGAGAACUGCAGAAAAAGCAUGAAGAUAAUGUGGCUGUACUGGUUGAAACAGCAUUAGCAAAUGCACGUUGUCGUUGGUUAGAAGAAUUGACUAACCUGCCUGAAUACAGAGCCAAUAUACAAAUUGAAGCGAAGAAAUGGGAGGCAAAACAUGAACAAGAUGUGGCAGAACAAGUAGCUACAGCACUGAAAGCAAAUGACGAAAAAUGGAAGAAACAUACUUUGAAAGAAAUUGAGAAAAUUGAGUCCAGUGUUAAAACUUCAGAGCUGCAGGAGAAGACAAUUGUUCUAGAGCGCAAAUUAAAACUUGAGAAAGAAGAGGCAGCAGCAGUUGUUAAAGCUGAAUUAGCAAAAGCUCGAGCUCAAUGGAAUAAAGCAAAACAAGUAGAGAUUAAUAGAAUUCAUGAACUAAAUGAACAGGAUUAUCAAGCCUUCCUAGCAGAGCAUCGAAAUAAACUCGGUGAAGUCCUUAAAGAAGCUAAAGAAGACUUUACCCGGCAGAAAAAUGAAUUGAUUGCACAAAAGGAGGCAGAAUUCAAUCUGCGGCUCUCAGAAAAGCAAAAAGAAUGGUCAACUCAUAGAGAGGAGCAGAUCAAUUAUGAAAGACAGCAAUAUGAAUCUGAACUUGUUGCUGAAAUUGAACAUUUUUUGCGUGAUAUCUCAAAACACUUUGGAAAGUCUAAACCUGCAUGUCUCGGAGCGGAGGAAUAUUCUAACACUGCCAAAUCGACACAUGACCAGUUUGUUGAAGUAAAGGACCGUCUCCAGAGAGUUUGCACUGAAAUGGUUGAAGAGAUCCUUGAAACUCGGAAAGAGUUAUUUGUUUACUUAUCCACCUCCAUUCAAGGCUCACUGUGGCACAACUGUAGAGCUAAGAUCUGA